Molecule: messenger RNA, 2230 nt
Organism: Hipposideros armiger (great roundleaf bat)
Lineage: Eukaryota; Metazoa; Chordata; Mammalia; Chiroptera; Hipposideridae
Gene: DRC9
Product: dynein regulatory complex subunit 9
Exons: 10
Coding region: 228-1520 (430 amino acids)
Biological process (GO): sperm axoneme assembly; cilium organization
Cellular component (GO): cytoplasm; sperm flagellum
Molecular function (GO): protein binding
Source: RefSeq, a predicted model, not a curated record
CUUAGCGUGCGAGUUCCUGCGAGUUCGGGCGUUGUAGGUGGAAAAAGUGAAGCCUGACUGGAGGACACACACCCCGUUUCGGGUACCCCAGAUUUGAUUCGCCAACGUGCGGGUAUCUUGCCCUCUUACUACACGGGACUAGGGCAACGGAGACUCGGAUUCUACCCUGGAAGAGAAAGGCCGGGAGCACGAAGAUGACUGCAUUUUUGUGAGAUUAUAAAUGUACCAUGGAAGUUAACAAAACUAACUCAAGAAGAAUGGAAGAAGGCCAACUGGAAGCCUCAAAUCUUCCUCCAAAGGCUUGGCAUUCUGAGGUGACAGUGUCAGUGACAGGUGAACCACCUACUGUAGAAAAAGAAGAAACAGCCAAAGAAACAGACAUAGAAAUCAUCCCGGAAGUCACAGAGCCACUCUCCAUUCUAGAUGUGCUGAGGAUUUCCGCAGUUCUGGAGGAUACCACAGACCAGCUCUCUAUUCUCAAGUACAUCAUGCCAGCUCAGUAUGAAAUAAAACAAAGCACCAGCAUGAAGAAAAUCAAAGAAAUGAAUUUAGAAGAAAAAAGCUUGGACAAAUUUCCAGCAGUCUCGGGAACCUCAAAAAUACCCAGUGCAUUCUUACCUAAAGAAGAACCCAAGUUGCCAGAAAUCAGACAGGGAGGCCAAUUUGCCAACAGCUUUAACAAAAUGCAAGAUGUUUUGUUAAAAAGUCCUGCAAGAGAGACUAGAAUGACUAUGGAGACACUGAAGAAAAUUCAGAUUGAUAGGCAAUUUUUCAGUGAUGUGAUUGCAGAUACCAUGGAAGAGUUGCAAAAUUCAGGCACUUUCACAAGUCUCCUAAAAGCUUUAAGCAAGGAGAGGGAAAACAAAAUGCAUUUCUAUGAUAUCAUUGCCAGAAAUCUGAUCUUACCUCUACAGAGUCAGAAUGAAUAUAUUGCUUACCUCAAGGACCAGUUGCAAGAGAUGAAGGCAAAAACCAACAUGGAGGAUCGUUAUAUGAAGAAAAAUACAGAGCUGCAGAUUUCCCAGACCCGGAAAAAAUGUAACAAAACAGAGGAGCUCUUGCUGGAAGAGAUUGAGAAACUAAGGUUGAAAAUGGAAGGAGAGAACCGGAUUCAUGUGGAGAUUGAAACGUUCCUCAGAAAGGAGCAGCAGAAACUUGAGGAGAAACUAGAGUUCUGGAUGGAGAAGUAUGAUAAAGAUACAGAAAUGAAACAGAAUGAACUGAAUGCUCUUAAAUCUGCUAAGGCCAGUGAUUUAGCACACCUUCAAGAACUCGCAAAGAUGCUAAGGGAGUGUGAACAAAUCAUCAUUGAAGACCGCAUGGAAAAGGAGAAAAGCAGAAAAAAGCUAGAACAGGAUAUCUUGGAAUUGAAGAGUGUCCUAAAGCUCCAGGCAUGGUGGCGAGGCACUGUGGUACGGAAGGAAAUUGGACGCUUCAGAAUGCCUAAGAAGGACGUAGAUGACAGCAAGGAUUCAAAAGGUAAAGGUAAAGCCAAGGACAAGAGGAGAAGCAAGAAGUAGCGACCCAGCAUCUUCUGUCUUCUCUGGUAUCCCAGAGGAGGACCUGAAGGAGUUAAGAAACAUCCUUUACCAUCAGAUAACUCACCUGCAGGCUGUUUUUAUUCGGACAUUCCCACAUGUGGCCUGGUGAUUUCACUUGGCCUGUUAUACUCAUUUUCAAACCCUGAAUUAGGAUUAUACCAUUGAUUUAGGGCUUUUUCAGAUUUCGAAAAAAUUUUGCUGAAAAGAAAUAUUUCUAGGAGCCUUGUGAAGAUUCCUCUUGCUCUCUCUUACCAGGAAAAAGUUCAUGGGCGUGGCUACAGUGAUGCAUUAAAACUUCAGUCAUUCCUGUAAAACAUCUGAUUCUGAUUUUAUUCAAUUGGUCUAUAGUGAAAAACCUCUUAUGAACAAAAGUGUUCAACAGGAAUUACAAGAUGUUUAUCAAGUGUCUAGCAUAAUAUAUACACAGUGAAGUUUUAACAUUAUUGCUUUAGUUUUUAGAUAAUCACUUUAGUUUUUAUUGGGGGGGUGGUAGCUGGAAUAUAUAUCUUAUUAUAUAACCUUAUUUUAUAUAUGAUAUAUAUAAUGUUAUAUAUACAUAUCUUAUUAUGUUACUUCAGCUCCUUUUCUGGGAAACAGGUAGGAAUAUAAAUUAUAAAUACAAGAUAGAAAUGAGAUGUUAGGCUAACCCACACAUAGUAAAGAUGGGGGACACAGCUCCACAGGAAGAC